Messenger RNA from Paramisgurnus dabryanus, 1689 nucleotides. RefSeq names its product RNA binding motif protein 46 (gene rbm46). NCBI's taxonomy places the organism in Eukaryota, Metazoa, Chordata, Actinopteri, Cypriniformes, Cobitidae. The record is from RefSeq and is a predicted model, not a curated record. Gene Ontology annotation, molecular function: RNA binding.
AUGGAUGAAGGUAAUACCAGUCAAUCCUGUGAGACCAGCUCUAAAGAAGCAGCUCUUUUGGCCCUAAUGGACAGAAAAGGCUACAGUAUGGUGCAAGAAAAUGGACAAAGAAAAUUUGGUGGUCCACCUCCAGGUUGGGAGGGCCCUCCUCCUCCACGUGGCUGUGAGGUGUUUGUUGGUAAGAUCCCGAGAGACAUGUAUGAAGAUGAACUGGUUCCUGUCUUCGAGAGGGCUGGUAACAUUUAUGAGUUCCGUCUGAUGAUGGAGUUCAGCGGGGAGAACCGCGGUUACGCCUUCGUCAUGUACACCACCCGCGAGGCUGCCCAACAAGCCAUCCAGCUCCUUGACAACUACGAAAUCCGCCCGGGAAAGUUCAUAGGAGUGUGUGUGAGUCUGGACAACUGCCGCCUGUUUAUUGGAUCCAUCCCGAAGGACAAGAGAAAGGAGGAGAUCCAAGAGGAGAUGAUGAAGGUGACUGAAGGCGUGGUGGAUGUCAUUGUGUACCCCAGUGCAGCGGACAGGACGAAGAACCGUGGCUUUGCCUUUGUUGAGUAUGAAUCCCACAAGGCAGCUGCCAUGGCACGCAGAAAGCUUAUACCAGGAACUUUUCAGUUGUGGGGCCACACCAUUCAGGUUGACUGGGCAGAACCAGAAAAGGAACUGGACGAGGAAACCAUGCAGCGAGUGCGAGUCCUGUAUGUCCGUAAUCUCAUGCUGAACACCACAGAGGAGACUCUCCGCUCCGAAUUCUCGCAUGUGAAGCCCGGCGCUGUUGAACGCGUUAAGAAGCUGACGGACUAUGCAUUCGUCCACUUUUAUAACCGCGAGGAUGCUUUGAGCGCGCUGGAAACUAUGAAUGGAAAACUUAUCGAUGGCUCACCCAUCGAAGUCACCCUAGCCAAGCCUGUCAGCAAGGAUGCAAACAGAAGAUCUGGACAACGAGGCAACAGCAACGGAUCAUCAGCCGGUGGAAGCUAUUGCGAUUUCAACUUCUUGUACCAGAGUAAAGAUGAAGUGAAAACAGGAAUGAUCAGCGAUGGGUUAACUUCACGCACGCUUGGCUUGUCACCGCACUUGGGAAGCCCAUACGCCGCGGACUUGGAUCGCUGCAUGUAUCCGUUUAUGCCGGGAUCCACUCUGGUCCCUGUCAACCUGAGUGUCCUGAAGCCUAGUCAGCUAAGCUCAGCUGUAUCACUGCUGGAUUACUACUGCCACAAGAAUGAGUGGUCUCCACCGGAGUAUCACCUGUACUCCCUAGCAGGACAGGAGGGGAAAACACUGCUCAUCUACAAAGUGGUCAUCGGCAGGAGCAGCUAUAUGCCUGAUAAAGUCUGUUCCAUACUGGAGGAUGCAAAAGAGCUUGCUGCUCAAAAUGCGCUAUGGAACCUGGAUUGCUCAAUCACUUGCCCUGGCUCUCCUGUGAAUCUGUCUCCUCCUGCACCUACUGGCUCCAGUUUCCUGUCUUUUGGCUGUAGAUCUGUGCCGUACCCAGCCUACCCCAUGGCGCCCAUCUCACCUCCCUUACCCAUCUCCUGCUCGCCCGGCCAAAGACUCUUUAUACCGAACCAGUCAUCGUUUCUGUAGUAAACCAAAUCAGUUCGUACAAAGAUACUGUGAGUUUUAUUUAAACGUUCAUGUGUUAAGUUAUUAUUAUGGUUUGGCAGUUACUUUAUACUACUAGCUAUUUCA